Molecule: messenger RNA, 2022 nt
Organism: Gracilinanus agilis (Agile Gracile Mouse Opossum)
Lineage: Eukaryota; Metazoa; Chordata; Mammalia; Didelphimorphia; Didelphidae
Gene: TRIP4
Product: thyroid hormone receptor interactor 4
Exons: 13
Coding region: 107-1789 (560 amino acids)
Biological process (GO): positive regulation of DNA-templated transcription
Cellular component (GO): nucleus
Molecular function (GO): transcription coactivator activity; zinc ion binding
Source: RefSeq, a predicted model, not a curated record
GAUCUUAGAUGCUCUUUCUUCCCUGAGAAGGAAGUAAGAGCAAUCCAAUUGGAAGAACAAGAAAAUAAAGUUAGCAAAGUAGCAUGAAAGACUAACAGACGACAAAAUGGUUUUAAAUAUUGGAGAUACUCAGGAAACAGGGUAUGUUAUGUCAAUUGAGGAUGCUGAAGAGAUACGAGAAUAUGUUACUGACCUUCUUCAGGGAAAUGAGGGUAAAAAAGGCCAGUUCAUAGAAGAUCUUAUAACCAAGUGGCAAAAGAAUUAUCAAGACUCAAUAUCUGACCCCCUGCAGAUAUACAGAAAAAGAGAUGAAAUUUCAGAUGGCCAGAGAAUUGGGGACCAGUUGAAGAAGGGUAGACGCAAGGGGAGAAACAAGCAGGAGGUUCCUGCAUUUGCUGAACCUGAAUCAACUGUAGAGGAAGUCAAAACGCCACUUGAUUUAGCCAAGGCACAGGAGAUCACCAACUCUUCAAAGAAGAAGACAAAGUAUGUCAACUUGUAUACAACAGAGGGACAGGACAGACUUGCUGUCCUCCUCCCAGGACGACACCCUUGUGAUUGUCUGGCCCAAAAGCACAAGCUUAUCAACAACUGUUUGGUCUGUGGGCGGAUCGUCUGUGAACAAGAGGGUUCUGGACCAUGUUUGUUCUGUGGGUCUCUGGUGUGCACUCGAGAAGAACAAGACAUUCUUCAGCGUGAUUCAAACAAGAGCCAGAAGCUUCUGAAGAAGCUCAUGGCAGGAACAGAGAAUUCUGGUAAGGUCGAUGGGUUCAACAAGGAUCUACUUCCUCAUCAGGAAUCUCGGAUUAAGACUGGUCUGGAGAAGGCUGUAAAACAUAAAGACAAGUUGCUAGAGUUUGACAGAAGCAGUGUUCGAAGGACCCAAGUUAUUGAUGAUGAGUCGGACUACUUUGCCACGGAUUCCAAUCAAUGGCUAUCCAAGGUAGAGCGGGAAGCCUUACAGAAGAAGGAGCAGGAACUCCGAGAGCUGCGCCAUGCCUCCCGUCUCUCUAAGAAGAUUACCAUUGAUUUUGCAGGAAGACAGAUUCUAGAAGAGCAAAACCCUCUAUCAGAAUACCACAAUAAGCUGGAUGAGACAAUACAAGCUAUUAACUCAGGGGCCUUGAGUAAGUCUCUAACAAAACUGGAAGGAUCGACUGAAGAGCCUUUGGGAGUUCUAGUGAAUCCCCAUCUGCUCCAGCCUGCACCCUUGUGGGUAGACCAGACAAGCUCAGCCCCACAGAGGAAGACCCUUCUCUCAGCCAAUUCUAAUCUGGAGCUCAGCUCAGAGAGAAACCGUCUUCGAAUACAGGAUCGAGAAUUUCAGGAAAUCUGUGAUGAUGGCUGGUGCCUCAGCAUGCAUCAACCCUGGGCUUCACUGCUUAUCAGGGGCAUUAAAAGGGUAGAGGGCAGAACCUGGUAUACAUCUCACAGAGGAAGAUUAUGGAUAGCUGCAACAGCCAAAAGACCUUCCCCUCAAGAAAUCUCAGAAUUGCAGGCUACAUAUCGCGUUCUUCUUGGAAAAGAUUUGGAAUUUCCCAGUGAUUAUCCAUCAGGAUGUCUACUUGGUUGUGUGGAUCUGGAUGAUUGCUUGUCUCAGGAGCAAUUUAAGGAACAGUACCCAGAUCUCAGACAAGAAUCUGAUUCUCCAUUUGUCUUCAUCUGCACAAAUCCCCAAGAAAUGAUCCUGAAGUUUCCUAUCAAAGGAAAACACAAAAUCUGGAAACUGGAUUCCAAGAUCCAUCAAGGAGCAAAGAAAGGGUUAAUGAAGCAGAAAGCAACUGUCUGACUGAGAAAAGGAACCUACACUUUGCUAGUGGAGAAUCCAGAGUUGUGUGCUUCCUUUGAAGUGCAGGCAGUAAAAAUCCCCAGGCUGGAUUUAAGCGUUGACUCUCUCAGAAUAUAAACUCUUAACAAACUGUCUAAGUUCUUGGGAGGGUGUAGUGAGAGGGUGGAGGGAAAAGGCUUUCUUCACACAGUGGGCUUAAACCUUGCAUACUGUUUAUAAAAAUAAUUUUAAAA